CUAAUGGUUACCCGUGGUAUCGAGGCUUGGCGAAUGGAACCGAAUACAAGCGUGCAAAGAUGUCGAAGCUGUCCUUGAGAAGACCGGAACUCGUAGAAUGACUAUGGGACAUACACCAGACUUUGAAAAUAUCAAGUCCCGUUGUGGUGGAAAGAUAAUCAUCAUCACGCUGGCAUUUCACACACGUAUGGCGGUGCUCCUCCGGCUUUGUGGAUUGAUUAUACACUCGACUAGGAACCAAUUGAUACGGCGGAUGAUCCUGAUAAAAGUGGACUAACAUUUUUAUCAAACUCCAUUGUAUUGAACAUGCGCCAUACAUCUUCGCUCAUUUCAUCACCAUCAUUGCACGACGCGGCGACUUGUUUCAAGUGCAUAAUGGAUCCUUGUCAUCAUCGACAUAUUGAAAUCACUUUUUGACCAUCUGCAUGCCGAAUAGGUCCCGUAGCUAUUCAAUACUUAUUGGCUUCGAACAUCCAUGACUUCUUAGUAGCCCCUACUUUGACUCUGUCUCGAGCUUUCAUCUGGAGUUCAUAGAAAUGCCAAAUUCCGCUGCAGCAAGUGGCAAGAAAAAAUGUGUUGUAGCCUGCGAUGUCUGCAGACGCAGGAAGACUCGAUGUAACGGGAAUCGGAUAUCUGGUAGGCGAUG
This is a messenger RNA of Desarmillaria tabescens, 646 nucleotides long. RefSeq lists its product as uncharacterized. NCBI's taxonomy places the organism in Eukaryota, Fungi, Basidiomycota, Agaricomycetes, Agaricales, Physalacriaceae. The coding region runs from base 98 to 277 and encodes 59 amino acids. The record is from RefSeq and is a predicted model, not a curated record. The transcript has 5 exons.